Messenger RNA from Populus nigra (black poplar), 1946 nucleotides. RefSeq lists its product as uncharacterized. The transcript has a single exon. NCBI's taxonomy places the organism in Eukaryota, Viridiplantae, Streptophyta, Magnoliopsida, Malpighiales, Salicaceae. The record is from RefSeq and is a predicted model, not a curated record. Bases 197 to 1579 code for a protein of 460 amino acids.
UGGAUCAAGUUUGUGCCCUUUGCUUCCAAGGUAUUUUUGUCCGGCGCCUUUUUCAGCAAAUUGAAUACUGAAGUUUUAUUAAUUUUUCUCCCAGUGAAAAUUGAUAUCACCUUCCAUCCUCCACCUUUUCCUUCCUUCCCCCUCUCCUGAUUUCCCUUCCUUUCCCUCUCCCCCUCUUGUUCUAAAGCCAGACUCAAUGUCCCUUGACAUAAAAACCUUCGAAACCAUAAUCCCCUCUCGUUUCCUCUCUUUCACAAUACCCAACCCCGUACUCCCAACUCACCUCCUCCGAGUUGCGGUCCUCGACUCCCCAAUCCAACUCACCGAGUCUCCUCAAGUCGCAGCUCUCUUUGUCCCUCAAACCCGUGAACCAGACUGGAUUUUCUCAACCGAGUCAGGUCACCUCCAGCUCCUCUUAUCCUCUCCUGGAAUCUCACGGCUCAUAUUGAUCGGCAACAAUCGAAUCGACGGCCCUGAUUCAUCUCCAUUGACUUACCACAAAAGGGAGGAUGCCCAGUAUGUAAAAAGUCUUGAAAAUAGUUUAAAGCCUUUGUUUUUUGCUUUAUCUCCUAAAGUUAGCGUUAAAGAUGGGAUUUUUGAUGUGCCUAUUUUGGAUUAUGAAGAUAAUUUGAUUUGUAGUGUGGUUUUAGAGAGACGUGCUGGUAUUUUUGUUAGUGAAAUGCUUGUUGAGGAUAUUGAGAUUGAGAGUGAUAGUGAAUUGAGAGAGUUUAGGAGGAGAUUGAGGUUCAAAAGAAUGCCAAAUUUGGUUCAAACAGAGAUUCGAAUCGUGCCUCAGAAGGUUUUUGAGUUGGAUCGUGUUAAGAUUGGUGGAGAAGUGAAGUUUAGGCCUGACACUAAGGUUCUGGUGCAUUCAUAUUUGAUACCGAUGGUAGCUAGUCUUUCUUUGAUUGGUUCUUGUAUCGAGGAUCGGUUUCGAAAAGGGUUAAAGCCUAAAGCUUUGUGUUUAGGUGUAGGUGGUGGAGCCUUACUUAGUUUUCUGAGAACUCAAUUGGGGUUUGAAGUUUUCGGUGUGGAAAUGGAUGAGGAGGUUUUAAGCGUUGCGAGGCAGUAUUUUGGGCUGGAAGAAAUUCAGGUUUGUGUUGGGGAUGCUAUAGAAUAUGUAGAGAAGCUUGCGAGUAAAGAUAGGGUGCUGAAUUUGGUUUCAGGUGAAGAUGACGGUGAUUGUUAUUUAAAUCAUGCAAAUGUUUUUGAUGUCAAGUUUGAUGUCAUUAUGGUUGAUUUAGAUUCUUGUAAUGCUAGAAAUGGUGUCAUUGCUCCGCCAUUGGAAUUUGUUAAGAAGCACAUUCUUCUGGCUGCCAGGUCUGUUCUUAGUGAUUUUGGGAUUUUUGUCAUGAAUGUGAUUCCUCCGACUAGAUUGUUCUAUGAUACAUUGAUACAUGAGUUUCAGGAGAUUUUUCAUGAGCUGUAUGAAAUUGAUGUUGAAAAUGGAGAGAAUUUUGUUCUUAUUGCUAAAGUCUCGCCUGUUUCAUCACCACUUAGUGAAUGUGAGAAUAGUUUUCUUCAGAAACUGAGGAUAGCGAUCUUGGGAAGAUACUUGGAUUCCAUAAGGAAAAUUUAAGGCCUGGUGGUUUAUAGAGGACCAAAAAUGUGGUUUUUCUGAUGCUAUUGUUUUAACUUGAAUUCGGAUCAUACCAGGAAAGUCUCAGAAUUUCUCUAAAGAGCGUCAUCUUGUGGCAAGCUUCAGAAGAAGUUUUUGUGGGCCAAUAUUUCUCUAAUUGGAUCUUGUUUGUAAGUACCUUUUCUCACAUCUCUUUCACUGUUAUUUCUCGAGUUCUAGGUUUUUGAAAAAUGACUGUCUUUUUCCAUGUAGCAGACUUGACAAUUGCAGCUUUUGUUAAGUGCAUGGAUAGCUCAUCUGUAGAGGACACGUUCCUUGGAUUUACAAGGGACUAUAGAACUCUGUGCACUAAGGCAGUUAUUUGCUA